Molecule: messenger RNA, 1803 nt
Organism: Dovyalis caffra
Lineage: Eukaryota; Viridiplantae; Streptophyta; Magnoliopsida; Malpighiales; Salicaceae
Source: the annotation of a GenBank genome assembly
AUGGCGAGACCAAACCCUCUCGCAAAUCCCCUUGUAAAAUACUUCAUCUCCAUUCUCCUCUUUUCUCUCUCCUAUAUUCUUGGCAUCUACACCAACUCCUCCAAUUCUACUACUACCCUUCUUCAAGAACAGAAACAGCCACUUAACUGUCACAAACUUAACUUCUCAUAUCCAGGUCUUGACUUUGAAGCACACCACACUCUCUCUCUUCCUAAAGAACCUCUCAAAACCCUCCAAUUCUUCAACUUCUGCCCGCCGAACUUCACCAACUAUUGUCCUUGCCAUGAUCCAUCAAGAGAAAAGGAUUUCACAGUUGAAAGAUUCUUUAGUAGAGAGAGACAUUGCCCCGAACCUUAUGAAAAGCCAAAGUGUUUGGUUCCAAAGCCUGUUGGGUACAAGAGACCUUUUUCAUGGCCGAAGAGUAGGGACUAUGCUUGGUUCAAGAAUGUCCCUUUCAAGAAGCUGAGCGAGGUCAAGAAAUCACAGAAUUGGGUUAGAUUGGAAGGUAAUUUGCUGGUUUUUCCAGGUGGUGGGACCUCAUUUCGAAAAGGAGUUAAGGCUUAUGUUGACGAGAUUAAAAGUUUUGUGCCUUUGAAAUCUGGGAGUAUAAGGACUGUUCUUGAUGUUGGAUGUGGGGUUGCAAGCUUUGGAGCACAUUUAAUGGAUUAUAACAUCUUGACAAUGUCAAUAGCUCCGAGUGAUAAACAUGAAGCCCAAGUACAGUUUGCGUUGGAAAGAGGAGUUCUGGCCAUGCUUGGUAUGCUUAGCAUCCAUCGGUUGCCAUUCCCUUCAAGAUCGUUUGAUAUGGCUCACUGUGCCAGAUGUUUGGUUCAAUGGACUAAUUAUGAUGGACUUUACCUGAUGGAGAUUGACCGUCUGUUGCGUCCUGGUGGUUAUUGGAUAUUUUCUGGACCGCCAAUAAGUUGGAAGGCUAACUACAAGGGGUCAGAGGUGGGAGCUCAGGAGUUGGAACAAGAGCAAGCAAAGUUGGAAGAUCUUGCUGGGCGAUUGUGUUGGAAGAAAGUUGCUGAAAGGGGAUCCAUUGCCGUGUGGAGAAAACCAAACAACCACAUCCACUGCAUCAAAAAGAUAAGGAUUUGGAAAUCUCCUCAGUUUUGUAUUAGCAGCGAUCCUGAUGCUGCUUGGUAUAAAAAGAUGGAACCAUGCAUUACUCCUCUUCCAAACGUAACAGAUAUCCAUGAUGUCUCUGGGGGUUCUCUUGAAAAAUGGCCCAAAAGGUUGAAUAUUGCUCCUCAUAGGACUAAAAAUGAAGGAAUUACAAGUAGGGCUUUUGAAGGAGAUACUCAGUUAUGGAAAAGAAGAGUCAAAUAUUAUGGAGCCAUACUCAAAUUUCUCUCCAAAGGCAGAUACAGAAACAUAAUGGAUAUGAAUGCUGGCAUAGGGGGUUUUGCUGCAGCACUGACUCAGUAUCCAGUUUGGGUAAUGAAUGUGUUACCUUUUGAUGCUAAACAGAACAACCUUAGCAUUGUGUAUGAUCGUGGUCUUGUUGGAACAUACAUGAAUUGGUGUGAAGCCUUCUCAACGUACCCUCGGACCUACGACUUGAUACAUGCUCAUGGUGUAUUCAGCAUGUAUAUGGACAAGUGCAGCAUUAUUGAUAUCCUUCUUGAGAUGCACCGGAUUCUUCGGCCUGAAGGAGCUGUUAUAAUAAGAGAUCACGUUGACGUCAUUGUUGAAGUAAAAGGUAUUACAGAUAAGAUGAAAUGGAAUGGCAGGGUUUUACAUAGUGAGAAUGGAGCUUUCCAUCCAGAGAAGAUACUAUUGAUUGACAAUUCUGAUUAG